GAAAGGAUAUAGACGCGCAUGCGCAGUGGUGCCCGGAGGACGGGGGGAGGGAGGGAUGCGGACGGGGCUAAAAUGGCGGCCUCGUCGAACAACCCGCGGAAAUUCAGCGAGAAAAUUGCGCUCCACAACCAGAAGCAGGCCGAGGAGACGGCGGCCUUCGAGGAGGUUAUGAAGGACCUCAGCCUAACCAGGGCCCACCGGUUACAGCUACAGAAAAACCAGUAUUUGCAGUUGGGGCAGAGCCGGGGCCAGUACUAUGGCGGAUCCCUGCCAAACGUCAAUCAGAUUGGGAGCAGCGCGAUGGACUUGCCCUUUCAGACUCCGUUCCAGUCCUCAGGGUUGGACACCAGUCGGACCACACGGCAUCAUGGGCUGGUGGACCGGGUCUACCGUGACCGGAACCGCCUGGGCUCCCCGCACCGACGCCCACUCUCCGUGGACAAGCAUGGCAGGCAGGUGGACAGCUGUCCCUACAGCACGGUCUACUUGUCCCCUCCUUCAGAUACCAGCUGGAGAAGGACCAAUUCGGAUUCUGCCCUGCACCAGAGUACAAUGACUCCUGCUCAGGCAGAGCCCUUCUCGGUCGGUUCGCAAGACAUGCAGCAAAAAAGAGUCCUGUUACUGAGUGUCCCAGGCAUGGAGGAAGAGGCCUCGGAGACAGACAAGAACCUUUCGAAGCAAGGAUGGGAGGCAAAAAAGACGGGAUCCUCCAGGCCAAAGUCCUGUGAAGUUCCAGGAAUCAAUAUCUUUCCGUCCGCUGACCAGGAGAACACUACCACGCUGAUCCCCGCCGCUCACAACACGGGCGGUUCCCUGCCGGACCUGACAAACAUCCACUUCCCUUCGCCCCUCCCGACGCCGCUGGACCCCGAAGAGGCCACCUUCCCCUCCCUGAGCAGCUCCAACAGCACUGGCAACCUGGCCGCCAACCUGACGCACAUGGGCCUCAACACGGCCAACCAGGCAGGAAUGACAACGACACAGGCCUCUUCCCAACAGUCUGCUGUCAGCCCGCUUUCGCUGAACACGGAUGGCAGGAGGACCCAGACCCAGCAGGUCUCUCCGUCCCUGUCACCGCUGUCACCCAUCACUCAGGCCGUGGCAAUGGACGCGCUCUCCCUCGAACAGCAGCUCCCGCCCUACCCAUUCUUCACCCAGACCAGCCCCCAGCCGCCCCAGCAGCAGACCCAGGUGGCCAAUGCCUUGCCGGCCAAUGCAGCCUUGAUGCAGACCUCCGGCUUGCAGCGGGGCGUCCAGCUGCCCCCACUCUCGGUCAGCGUCCCCUCUACCAUCCCCCAGUCGCCGCCUGGCAGCCAGAGCCAGACCUCCAUGGGCAUAGACAUCAGUUCGGGCUCACUCCAGCAGUACCGCAGCAAUGCUGGCUCCCCAGCCAACCAGUCUCCCACUUCUCCUGUCUCCAAUCAAGCUUUCUCUCCUGGAAGCUCCCCUCAACAAACGUCCAUCUUGGGGAGUGUCUUCGGAGACUCCUGUUACGAUCAGCAGAUGACGGCCAGGCAGGCGAAUGCCUUGUCCCACCAGGAUUCCUUCCUCCAGCUCGAGCAGUUCAAUAUGAUUGAGAACGCCAUCAGCUCCAACAGCCUCUACAGCCCCUGCUCCACCCUCAACUACUCCCAGGCCACCAUGAUGGGGCUCACCGGCAGCCAUGGCAGCCUCCAGGACGCCCCGCCGCUGAGUUACACCAGCCAUGGCAACAUCCCCAAUAUCAUCCUCACAGUGACGGGGGAGUCGCCCCCCAGCCUCUCAAAGGACCUGACCAGCUCCCUAGCUGGGGUCGGUGACGUCAGCUUCGACUCAGAUUCCCAGUUCCCUCUGGAUGAACUCAAAAUCGACCCUUUGACCCUGGACGGGCUGCACAUGCUCAAUGACCCGGACAUGGUCCUGGCCGACCCGGCCACAGAGGAUACGUUCCGGAUGGACCGUCUGUAGCGGGCAGAGGACUGGUGGGCAGGAAGACCGGGGAGGGUGGGGGGGGGGAGGAAGAAGGAUGUGACAGCGUGGGAUGGGGAGAGAGAGUGAAAAAGAGGUCUCCAAGCCCCCUUCGAAUGCCUCCGAGGGGCCACCUGGCCUUGGGAAGCUGCCCGGAGCCUCCCCGCCGCACCCCGUUUCCACAGUGCUUGCCCGACACCUGCCAAACGCCCCUUUCCCCACGCCCUGUUUGAGCCCUUGCGCAGGCUUUGGCUGUCGAGAGAAGCUACUCCCCAAACACCCUCCUGCCCUCCCUGCUUUGUCACCAAAGCUUCUAGCGUUUGGUCCUGUUUUGCGGGGUUUCGGUUGUGUUGUUUUUUUUGUUUGUUUUUAGCCUUUGCACUAAAAUGUUUGCGGUAGCAAGAAAAGUCAAGCCGCCUCCCCCCACUUUCGACACAAGUCGGAGAUAAAUGUUUGUUUGUUCGUUUUAAAAGAGAUAUCUUUGUGAAGCUACCGAGCCGUUGGGUUCUGUUACAGAAACGGGACGCCUUUUUGUUUGGGGGCCGCUGCGUUUCCUAAAGAAAAGUACGGUGAAACCGAAGGGGCCGGGAUACAGAUAAACCCUUUUCCUUAUUUCCCCUCCCCAAACUCUUUCCUUAACGAAUGGCUACCAUUCUGCCUCCGGCUUACAGGAAGCAAUGUCGUUUUGCUUGGCACAACAUAGGGUUGGUACGCCCUCCUUGCGAAUCCCGCCAUAUUUCUUGCCUCAAAGGAACCCCCAGCGGCAUUCGUCUCCUCCUGCGGAAAGGACUCUUUCGAAACACGCCGCUGCCUUGCUUUGCUUGGAGAAGAUAGUGUACAAAAUUCGUGUUUGUUUUGUUAAUUAUUUAAGCUCUUUCUCGCGCAUGGCGUAUCGGGUUGCUGUCGGGGCAGGGAGCGAAAUUAGUCGGGGAUGUGUUUCAAGUUAAUACGAGACUUUGUGGAUAGUCAUUCCUCCCUCAGAAAGACACUAUGCCCUUUGGAUUUGACAACUCUCUGCUGUUGUUGUUCCUUUGGUUCAGCUAAGCGCGGUCCUCUCAUAUAGGAAACCUUACGCUUGCGCCUUGCUUUGGCACAGAGAAUUCAUCUCUGCACGAUCGCCGUGUACGAUAAAGCGCCCGUUUUCCCUUGUUUACUUGCAGAUACUGUUCUUUGAGUCCUGUGUUUGCGGUUCUUGUCGAUGGAAAGAUAACAAGGGAAGGUACCGUUUUCUUAGAAAUUCUAUCCUAGAGCCACUGAGGAAAGGCUGUUUUCACACCAGAUGUAAAUUGGGACAGUAGUGAGGUUAUGUUUUCCCACCGGAUGUAAAUUGGGACAGUAGUGAGGUUAUAGAGAAGAUCCCCGACAACUUUGAAACCCUGAACAGGCCCAAUGAGGAGUCGUAUUUGCAUUUAGGGGGCGUGCGGAUGUGUUACGAAUCCCUUUCCAAGCGCAUGUUGUUGGCAGUGGCGGACUGAGCCUUAAAAAUAUCGCUUGCUGGGAGACAAAAGUGUGUUUAUAAGAAAUACAUACAAAAGUGACAAAUAAGUACCAUUAGAAUUGUUAUUGAAAUAGUAACAUGGUGUAGGUUUUAGUCUCAUUUGUUAAUAGCAUUCGAAAUUCUGUUAUAUUUUCCCAGACAUUUUGAGCAUUGACACUUUUAACAUAUUAGCACAGAUACCCAUCAGAGGAGCUGCUGCUUCCUUGCUUUCAUCCUUUCUUUCUCUUCCAUCAUACCUUUUCCCCUUUUCUAUCCUUCGUUUUUCUUUCUCCACCUCUCUUCUUUCUUUCUCCCUUCAUUUUUUCCCUUCUUCCUUCCUUCCUUUCAUUCCUUUCCUCUCCUCUCCUCAUACCUUUACCCCUUUCUUUUCUCUUUCUCUCUCCUCUUUCAUUUCUUUCUUACACCUCUUUCCCUUCUUCUUUCUUUUCUUUCCCAUAUUUUCUCUUUCCUGUUUUCCUUCCACUUCUCUUUCUCCCUUCUCACAAUGUCUCUGUGGUUGUUGUUGUGUAUUCUUCCUCUCUUCCUCCUUUUCUUUUCCCAGUGACAUCACAGAUGGCCACUUCACCUAGCAACUGCUUUUGUGGUACCAACAGACAAACAUACUUUAUCUUUUAUAAUUAUAUAGCUCGUCCAGUGUUUCAGUCGCGCAAGCUGACACCUUUGAGGCCAGUCCGCCGCUGCAUGUUUGUUCCGUCACAUCAGUGCCAUCCUCGGUUUAUCAUAUAUGUAUAUAGAUAUAUAUAUUUUGCACUAAAGAAAAAAAUGGGUGAGGAUUGUUUAUGUUUUUAAAGUCUUGUCCGGUUCGAUGUGCAUUUUUUGUGUGACACUUUGGCUGCCCUCUUCCCGUCGCGUUCAUGCACUCCUGUUUCCCAUCUUGCCACUGCUUCUCUUUUGCCUGACGGUCCAGAAAUUUCAAGAUGCCUCUCUGUUACAACGAACCAACUAAGAUUGGUAAGAAAAAGGUCCAAGGUGCAAAUCUCUUGCACCGUCCUAUUAAGGACGGCCCCUUCCUUCCCUUUCUCUCUCAUAAAAACACAUCUACGAAGCUAACCUUUGACUGCCUUCGUUUCAUAUCUUCUCUAACUUAUUAUAGGCUGGAAUUUCAUAGAAGAGUGCCAUCUGUUUUGGGGUAAGAAAAGCAGUGGAUCCGAUCAGCUGACCCCCCAUUCAUUUUAGUAAUACAAAUAAUAAUAAUUGUGUCCUAAUGCAGAUGGUGAAGUCAUUGAGUUGGAAGAGGCCUCCAACGUCUUCCAGUCUGAUAAGGAGAUAAUAUCCGAUCCUUCCCAACAGAGAGCCAUCUCGCCUGUGCUUCAAAAAACUCCAGAGAUAGAGACUCCCAUCACACAUAUUCCUCUCUUGCCCUCAGGAAGAUCUUCCUAAUGUUGAGAUAAAAUCUCUUUGUCAUGGAGGUAGAGAGUAAAUAAUAAUAAUAAUAAUAAUAAUAAUACUUUAUUUUUAACAGCAAAAUUGCAACCCAUCCAUCCCACCAACUGUAGGAAGAAAAUGGCCUCAUUUAUAAUAGGUGGCCAUUGGAAGAGUUAAACACAAAGAGUUAAAUCCAGAAACAGGAACCAAGGCUUCUUGGGUAUUUCGAGGCCCAAGUCUAGAAAAUGUUCCUCAGAAGUAGGGUGCCAUUAUAUGAGAUGUUCCCCGUGGCUUUCCAGGCCCUGAAACAACAUCGUCAACUUCAAAUGAUGGGAGAAGGGAGCUAAUGCAAGCCGUUUUGCAAUCCACGGCUCCACUGAGCCUACUGUAUGUUUUCAUGUAAACUCCUUUGGAGUUUAUUCUUCAGUCGUUGCUACAUAUAACUAUGUACAUGUCUGCAUAAGUAUGCAUAGAUGCUCACAACCAUAGCAAGACACUCAUAUGACAAGGAUGGCAAUGGAUUACAGAUACAGGAAGUCAAAUAAUAUAAUAUACUUUAUUUAUAUUCUGUCCUAUCUCCCUGAGGGGAGUCGGGGUGGAUUACAGUACACAGAUAUAGCAAACAUUCAAUGCCGUUAUACAAUUAACAAGGACAGACCGUACAUAAACAGAGGUAAAGGCUUCCCAUCUUCUUCCAUCUCUGGCAUCUGGAGUCUGUGCUCGACUCCGGCCAUGGGGGGUGCUGUUGCUCCAUUUUCCAUUCUGAGGAACUUUGUUGUCAUUAGACACUGCCCCGAUUGAAUCGCCGGCAUGUACACAUCAGUUCCUUUUUUUACCUCCCUACCAAAGCGGUAUCUAUUUAUCUACUCACAUUGCUGUUUUCGAACUGCUACUCCAAUUUUUCCCUCCAGGGAUUAUAGGAAACGACUACUGUCCCUCUAGGAUUACAUCUCCACUUGCUUUAACCCUUCAGUGGAAUGUGCUGUGAACACAUGUGCAUUAGAACUGUAUUUUUUCAUACACCGGAAGCACAUGCAAUGUAUUCCUAUCUUAACAGCAUUUUUCCACCUGACAUAUCUUUCCCUGCCAUUUGAAUCCAUGGCUCCGAAUCUCUAGGAGACUACAAGCUUGCCCUCUUCCUCAAUGUGAGCUUCUUUCUGAUAUUUAAACACAUUUCUUGUGCAUGUUCUCCUCUUAACCUUAUCUUCUCCAAACUCAAGAUCCCUUAUCUCAAUAAUAAUAAUAAUAAUAAUAAUAAUAAUCUUUAUUUAUAUCUUCCUGAGGGGACUCAGAGCAGAUUACAGAAUACAUUUAUGGCAAACGUUCAGUGCCAUUAUACAAUUUACAAACAAAGACGGACAGCACAUAGACAGAGGCAAGGCUUCCCUCUUUUCAUUUCCAGCAUCUGAAGGCUGUGCUCGACUUGGUCAUGGGUAGGUGCUGUUGUUCCAUUUUUGCAUGCUGAGGAGCCUGUUGUUCUUUCUGAUCAAAUUGUCAGUAUGUCUUCAGGGGUGCCUUUUACCUCCCCGCAAAGCACUAAAUAUUUAUCUACUUGCAUUACUGUUUUCAAACGGCUAGGUAAGCAGCAAGCUAGGGCUGAUUGCGGGAGCUCACCCCACCCGCAGCUUGAACUGCCAACCUUCCGCUCAGCAAGAUUUUAUGUAGUUGGCGGUUUUUAACCUGCUGUGCUCACCGCUGUUCCUAAAGAUUGGAUUCCAGACCUGGAAUCAUUUGGGGCUGUCCUAUCUUAAGACUCCUGCUGUGUUCUGUUUUGUCUAGCAGAGACUGGCAGAAUGAGUUUAGAUCCUUGUCUCAACUCCUCCAAUUCCCCAACUCCCUUCUGUCUCAGUCUUUCUUUUUAAAACUUCAUUGUUAUAAAAUUAACAUUUAUAAAAUUUCGUUCUCUUCAGUACAAAGGAUUAUUCCAAGUGAGGUCUGAACCGGAGCUUAAUUGGGAUGACAACUCGAUUUUAAGAUACCAGACUCCUAGGGAUGCAGCUUAGCAUUGCAUUGGCUUUUUCAUAAUAAUAAUAUUAUACUAUAUUUAUAUUCUGCUCUGUCUCCCUGAGGGGACUCAGGCAGAUUACAGAACACAUAUACAGCAAUCAUUCAAUGUGUUGUACAAUUAACAAUGAUAGACAAUACAUAAACAAAGGGCUUUUUCCAUCUCUUCCAUUUCCGACAUCUGGAGACUGCUCGAUUCUGGCCACGGGCGGGUGCUGGCGCUCCAUCUUCCAUGCCGAGGAGCUUUGUCAUCCUUAGAUGUCCUUCCAGUCAAAUUGUCAGCAUGUCCUUAUGGGCACCUUUUAUUACCUCCCCGCUUAAAGCAGUACCUAUUUAUCUACUCACAUUUCUUUUUUCGAUCUGCUAGGUGGGCAGGGAUUUAGGGCUGAUAGCGAGUGCUCACCCCAACCCGGGGUUCAACUGACAACUUUUUGAUGGGCAGGCUUUUUUGCAGCUUAGCGGUUUAACCCGUUGUGCUAAGCCCAACCCCUGCAUCACACUGUUUUCCGCUGAUGCAGCUCACUGUUGGGCUCACAUUCGACUGGGAAGUUGUUCUUUUGCAUAAUGGCAAAAUACAUUCCUCGGACUUUGCGUGAAUACGGGAAACUCCAGAUAUAGAAUAUUCGUGAAGUGAAACGUUUUGGGAUAUCCUUCCUUCUCUGUUUUGUUGGGGUUUUUUUGGGGGGGGGAGGGGAAUCAGAGGCUGGAUGGCCAUCUGUUGGGAGGGAUCAGGUGGUGUCAUUGCAAAUUGGGGUUAGACUGCGUUGCCUUUGGGGUCCCUUCUCACAUUAGCAUUGCUGUAUUUCGGGACCGUCCUGAAGAUAGAAGAUAGACGCUUGCUUUCGGGUCCCUUGUGUUCAGGAAACACAAACUAAAAUUUUGUCACUGUGAGAAGGAACAACCAGAUGUAUAUCUCCAUGUAUUCUUUUUUAAAAUGAAACAUUUCUCGGUUGUUUUUGUUUUGUAAUAAUAAUAUACUUCAAUAAUAUACUUUAUUUAUAUUCCACCCUAUCUCACCGAGGGGACUCAGGGCAGAUUACAGAACACAUGUACAGCAAACAUUCAGUGGCAUUAUACAGUUAACAAGGACUGACAAUACAUAAACAAAGAUAGGCUUUCCCAUCUUUAACUUCUCCGAAAUCUGGAGGCUGUGCUCAACUCCGGCGACGGGGUGGUGCUGUUGCUCCAUCUUCCAUGCGGAGGAACUUUGUUGUCCAUAGACGUCCUCCUGAUCGAAUCACCGGCAUGUUCUUAUGGGCACUUUUUAUUACCUCCCCACUAAAAGCGGAACCGAUUUAUCUAGUCACUGUUUUCAAUCUGCUAGGUGGGCAGAAACUGGGCUGACAGGGAGCUCACCCCAAUCCGGGCUUGAACUGCCAGCCUUUUGAUUGGCAAGAUUUUCUACAGCUGGCAGUUUAACCCACUGUGCUAAAGCCCGGCCCUGUUAAAUAUUUUCUCUCUCCUUUUUGAGUUGUAUACUUUUGCGGCAUUUCCACACACUGUGACAAACGAUGUACAAUAUCAACCCUUUCUUUUUCCUCCUCCCCAUUUCUUCCUCAUUCUCUCUUACUUUGUGAAACUUUUCAUCAGUUUUCUUUUUGGCGGGGAUUAAUCGGCGCGGACGGUUUGGGGCAUGCCGCCAACACUACUUUUAAGGAACUUUUGAACUGUUAUGUGCUUUGAGACUUUAUUUCGAUCCCCUUUCUUUUCUGGAGAGGGCGCGUUUGUGUAUGUAUGUAUGUACGUACGUAUGUAUGUAUGUUUUAUCAAUAAACGACUCAAGUAAUUCCCUGCGGAAGGCCUGCGGAAGAUGACUUAUGCCUCGCUCCUGCUUCAGUCAAAACCCCUUGUAUUCUUAUUUUUAAAAAGUGGAAAAAAUAAGACAAAAAAGUGAUUCAAUAUGUAAUAGCUGUCCGUUAUCUAGCAUGUGCAUUCCUUGAGCUCGCAGGCUGCUGCUAAUCGAUUUCAAGGGGGCAAUAUCUCCCAAUUUUAAAAAGAAAAGGGGAUAGAAAGCAGUACCAUAUAUAUAUAUAUAUAUAUAUGUUUUGGCCUGGUUUUCCUUCUCCCCUUUUGUAUAAAAAAUGUUCAGUUUUCCCAA
Molecule: messenger RNA, 8912 nt
Organism: Anolis sagrei ordinatus
Lineage: Eukaryota; Metazoa; Chordata; Lepidosauria; Squamata; Anolidae
Gene: CRTC1
Product: CREB regulated transcription coactivator 1
Biological process (GO): protein homotetramerization; positive regulation of transcription by RNA polymerase II
Cellular component (GO): nucleus; cytoplasm
Molecular function (GO): cAMP response element binding protein binding
Source: RefSeq, a predicted model, not a curated record